UUAGUAAUCUUUAUUCUGAGAAGAAAAACAGUGAGAGGGAAUGAUGUGCUGAUUCUGGGUUUGUGCAACUCUGGUAAAACACUCUUGUUCACUCGGUUGUUGGUAAAUAAAGUUGUUGACACCUACAUAUCUGUGAAAGAAAAUAAAUCAUCUCUUACAUUCAACAAUCACAAGUCUUUAAAUAUCAUUGACAUUCCUGGCUCUGACAGUAUCAGAUUACGAAUUUUUGACCAAUACAUUUUGUUUAUUUUCAGAGCAAUUAUCUUUCUCAUUGAUGGCUCAACUAUACAAAAAGAAAUUAAGAAUGCAGCUGAGUAUUUGUACACGGUACUGACAGAUAAUCUAAUAAUGAGUAAUCAAGUUCCAUUAUUGAUAGCAUGUAACAAGCAGGAUUUGGGCUUUGCAAAGGGUUCCACACUCAUCAAAAGUGCUCUUGAAAAAGAAUUGAACCAAUUGAGGCAUACAAAGUCAGCAGCCCUAGAUGGAGUAGACGGAAAAUCUUCGACGUCCAAUUGUCUUGGCAAUCCAAGAAAAGAUUUUUCAUUUUCUGAUCUGAAAAAAAAUGAAACACAGUUUAUUGAAAUAAGUUGUAAAAGAAUUAAUGAAGACAGCAGUGACGUUGAGUCGGUGAAAGAGUGGAUAUCAAAUGUUUGA
This is a messenger RNA of Helobdella robusta, 654 nucleotides long. RefSeq lists its product as hypothetical. NCBI's taxonomy places the organism in Eukaryota, Metazoa, Annelida, Clitellata, Rhynchobdellida, Glossiphoniidae. The annotation marks the transcript as partial. The record is from RefSeq and is a predicted model, not a curated record. Gene Ontology annotation, cellular component: plasma membrane; cytoplasm. Gene Ontology annotation, molecular function: GTP binding. The transcript has 6 exons. Gene Ontology annotation, biological process: intracellular protein transport; vesicle-mediated transport.